AUGGCGGCGGCCGUGCUGCUGGCCGCCGGGCUGCGCGCGGCGCGCAGGGUGGUCGCGGUCGCGGGGCCGCCGCGGGGGCCGCAGGUCCGAGGAGCAGCAGGUGUGAAUGAUGGAAAUGAAGUGGCCAAGGCCCAGCAGGCAGCUCCUAGGGGGAAAGCCCCAACCAUCUUCUCUAGGAUCCUGGAUCGAAGCGUUCCAGCUGACAUUCUGUAUGAGGACCAGCAGUGUCUCGUGUUCCGUGACGUGGCUCCUCAGGCUCCUGUGCACUUCCUGGUCAUUCCCAAGAAGCCCAUUCCUCGGAUUAGCCAGGCUGAAGAAGAGGACCAGCAGCUUCUAGGACACCUUCUCCUUGUGGCCAAGAAGACAGCAAAGGCUGAGGGGCUGGGAGAUGGAUACCGACUUGUGAUCAAUGAUGGGAAGCUGGGAGCACAAACUGUGUAUCACCUGCACAUUCACGUACUCGGGGGCCGACAGCUCCAGUGGCCUCCAGGUUGA
Molecule: messenger RNA, 495 nt
Organism: Pipistrellus nathusii (Nathusius's pipistrelle)
Lineage: Eukaryota; Metazoa; Chordata; Mammalia; Chiroptera; Vespertilionidae
Source: the annotation of a GenBank genome assembly